Triplophysa rosa is the source of this 1043-nucleotide messenger RNA. RefSeq names its product distal membrane arm assembly component 2 like (gene dmac2l). The coding region runs from base 95 to 730 and encodes 211 amino acids. The record is from RefSeq and is a predicted model, not a curated record. The transcript has 5 exons. Lineage: Eukaryota; Metazoa; Chordata; Actinopteri; Cypriniformes; Nemacheilidae.
GAAGUGGAGAGAGUUGAUAACAGUACCGACUCCAAGGGCAGGGUCACUUCUGUACGAUCUGCACCAUCUCAUCACAGCAGUUUUUAUUAGAUAGAUGAACGUAUUGUUUCACAGAUGUACUGCAUUCAGAGCAGACAUGUUUACGUGGUCAGCACGGAGGAUUUUAUCCACUCAAUGGCAGCUGCCAGGGGGCAGGCGAGAGUUCUGGGGGUGGCUCAAUGCUGUUUUCAACAAAGUUGACUAUGAGCGAAUUAAAGCAGUAGGUCCUGACCGAGCGGCUGCGGAGUGGCUUCUGAGGUGCGGGGCAAAAGUUCGUUUCCGUGGUUUCGACCGAUGGCAGCAUGACUACAACGGACUCCCUACUGGGCCUCUGGGCCGGUACCGAAUAGAAGCUAUUGAUGCCACCGAGUCUUGCAUCAUGUACCGUGGUUUCGAUCACCUGGAGGGUCUAGAAAAUGUGGAGGAAAUCAGGUUGAAUAAGUGUAUUUAUAUCGAAGACGCAUGUCUGGAGCGUUUGAGCCAAAUACAGACGCUGCAAAACAGCGUGAGGAAUAUGUCUAUAGUGUGCUGUGGCAAUGUGACAGAUAAAGGACUCAUCGCUUUACAUCACCUCAGGAACCUGGAGUGGCUGUUUCUUAGCGAUCUGCCUGGUGUAAAAGAUAAAGAUCAGACUGUGGACAGACUCCAGACCGCACUUCCCAAACUCACCAUAGAACUGGAUCUCGCUUAGCUUUACUCUGAGUGCACCCAGUUAAUCACAGCCCUUAUAGAGCACAUCUAAAAAACCACAACACUCACAGCCAUAGGACCAGGUCACGGCAAACAAGCCUGCUGGCUGAUGUCCAUGGCUGCCCUGGCAACUGUGUCUAAGCAACUAUGCAUCCAAGGGAUGGAUGCAGAGAGCACCUCUUCCUUGGAGCCGAAUCAACAAUAUCAAGUUCCCACUGAAUUAACUUUGAUCAAAUAUACAUUGGAUUUUUUUCAGACAACCCAGGAGUGUUAAAGAAUGUUAUAUUGCCGUUCUCAAUAAAAUCCUUACUUAA